ACUGUGGCACUGGGACUGGUCACCUUGGAUUGCAAUGUGGAUGGCACGACCAACGCGGUUAAUCCUCUAGGCCAGGCCAGCUUACUGGGCCAACGUGUGGACCAGGCAUCAGCUCUCAGCUGUUUUUUGAUACACACACAGUCACAAUAAUAAUGUGAAGAAUUUUAGGUUAUAUUUUUUCGUGAGGUAUAAGUAAAUAUUUAUAUUUGUAUUGGGGACAAUAUUCUUUAUUGGAACUACGAUAAUUAUAUUUCAUCAAUAUUUUAAAACUUCAAUUUUCCUUGUCAUUCUUGAAUAAAUGUAUUUGAUUAAUUCUGUGUUAUACUGUAAUAUCAACCAGAACUUGGACACAAAACUUAAACCAUGAACGGACUUUAAAGUUGUUAACAUGAAUGAAAUCUACAUACCUCGAUACCGAUUGAUCCAAGUUCCCAAACCUUAUUAUGUUUAUUCAGUUGAAGUGAUAAUAGAUUGCCUGCAACACAAAGUUGAAAAGCGAUACAGUGCGUUCCACUCCCUUCAUAGAGAGUUGAGAAAGUCUUUCAAGACUCCACCUUUUCCGCCAAAAAGGGUAAGAUGCGCUCAGCCAAAGGUUCUUGAACAGAGACGUCAAAGUCUGGAAAAAUAUCUACAAACAAUGUUCAAAUUUGCUCCAAGUCGCACUCACAUUCUGACUUUCUUGGGAAUCAGCAAAACACCACCUGAAGGGCCUGAGAAAAACAAGAAUCUUGGUCAUCAUCCAGUUUUUUGUGUUGAUCCACAAACCGAUCUCAAACGAAGCAGUCUUCCCGAUAUAAUAACGGAUGGUGUUCUUGAUGCCAUUUACAAGUAUUAAUGAUAAUUCCUACAUCACAUGAAUCAAUGCAUUGAAUCAAAGCUUUAUUUUUACUGCCAUGUAACUAAAAGUUCUCAAAUGAUAAUUAUUGUUUCAAAUUCGCAAAUUUUAAAGAUAUUGUAGUCAUUAGUGCUAGAAAAAUGUAAGUAGAUAAUAAGAUUAAAACUGGCAGCUAAUCUGCAUUUUUAUAGAGUAGUUCCUUAAAAUUUUUAAUUAUAGGGAUCAAAUCAAGAAUUCCUUUUGAAGGGAUUCAGGUAUCUAAUGGUGCAUGUACUUUUCUCAAAUAUGUAGACUUUAUUUUUAAUAUUCAAUAAAAUUGAUUAUUCAAUCA
Messenger RNA from Nilaparvata lugens (brown planthopper), 1166 nucleotides. RefSeq names its product sorting nexin-24. Bases 389 to 835 code for a protein of 148 amino acids. Gene Ontology annotation, molecular function: phosphatidylinositol phosphate binding. Lineage: Eukaryota; Metazoa; Arthropoda; Insecta; Hemiptera; Delphacidae. The transcript is spliced from 3 exons. The record is from RefSeq and is a predicted model, not a curated record.